GUAAAUUAUGUAACUGCCGGUCCCCUCCAAGAGGGUUAUAUAAUUGUGCACUGUUUCUUCAGUAGCUUAUGCGAGACGGGUUUGAUCGACUCGAUCAAAAUGGCAUCUAACUGCUCAGGAUGUGGGCCAGGAUACAAAAGUCCUCUGGAUGCCAUGAAUGGGCCUCGAGAGAAGAUUGUUUACCUGCCCUGCAUUUACCGGAAUACUGAAAAUCGAAAACCCGACUAUCUUGCAACAGUUGAUGUUGAUCCCAAAUCUGCCACUUAUUGCAAGGUCAUUCACAGGUUGCCCAUGCCCAACAUGAAUGAUGAGCUCCACCACUCUGGCUGGAAUGCCUGCAGCAGCUGCUAUGGCGAUACCUCUAAAAAGCGUAACCGUCUCAUCUUACCCUCACUCAUCUCCUCCCGCAUCUACAUCAUUGAUGUGGGCACAGAUUCCCGAGCACCUCGACUUCACAAGACAGUGGAACCAGUGGAAAUGUUCUGGAAAUGUGGCCUGGCUAAUCCUCAUACCUCGCACUGCCUGGGCAGUGGCCAAAUUAUGAUCAGUACUCUGGGUGAUCCCUUAGGAAAUGGCAAAGGAGGGUUUGUGCUGUUGGAUGGUGAGACAUUUGAAAUAACUGGCAAUUGGGAAUUGCCUGGUGAAGCAGCACCAUUUGGCUAUGACUUCUGGUACCAACCACGCCAUAAUGUCAUGAUGAGUACUGAGUGGGGAGCACCCAAAGUGCUUGCGAAUGGCUUCAAUCCUGCAGAUGUCAAAGCUGGUCACUAUGGACAGCGCAUCCAUGUGUGGGACUGGACCACUCACAAAUGUGUGCAGACUCUGGAUCUGGGAGAAGAGGGUGCCAUCCCUCUAGAGAUUCGCUUCCUGCAUGACCCUGCUGCAGCUGAGGGCUAUGUAGGCUGUGCACUCCAGGGCACUGUCUUCCACUUCUCCAAGACUCUGAAAGGUGACUGGACUGCUGAGAGAAUCAUCAAAGUACCUACCAAAAAAGUAGUGGGCUGGAUCCUACCUGAAAUGCCAAGUCUCAUCACUGAUAUUUUAAUCUCUCUGGACGAUCGCUUCCUGUACUUCAGCAACUGGUUGCAUGGUGACAUUCGUCAAUAUGACAUCACUGACAAGAGGAAUCCCCAUAUGGUGGGCCAGGUCUUCCUUGGAGGCAGCAUUCAAAAUGAUGGUCCUGUCAAAGUACUGGAGGACAAGGAACUGAACAGACAACCAUCCCCAAGGAUAGUGAAAGGCAAGCGAAUACCAGGGAGUCCACAAAUGCUACAAUUGAGUUUGGAUGGGAAAAGACUUUAUGUAACCACUUCUUUGUACAGUGCAUGGGACAAACAGUUCUAUCCUGAGCUCAUCAAGCAAGGAUCUGUCAUGCUGCAGAUUGAUGUAGACACAACAAAAGGUGGCCUGAAGGUCAAUGAGAAUUUCUUGGUGGAUUUUGGGGAGGAGCCUGAAGGUCCUGCACUUGCUCAUGAGGUCCGAUACCCUGGAGGAGACUGCACCUCAGACAUCUGGCUGUAAACAGCGAAUCACCUUGGAUUAUCUUACAAAAUGAUCCAUGAAAUAUUACUCAUAGUUAUCCCUCUCACCUAGUUAUUAUAUUCCUUGCACUGCCAGCCUUUUGUAUUUCAAGUAGCCCUAGUAUUUUUAAACAGGUACAUUUUGUAUGAAAUUGCAGUACGCAGAAAUUAAAUGCAAAAUAAAUAAAUCACUGCAUAUGAAAAUAA
Electrophorus electricus (electric eel) is the source of this 1727-nucleotide messenger RNA. It is a transcript of the gene selenbp1, whose product is annotated as selenium binding protein 1. The record is from RefSeq and is a predicted model, not a curated record. Gene Ontology annotation, molecular function: protein binding; selenium binding. Lineage: Eukaryota; Metazoa; Chordata; Actinopteri; Gymnotiformes; Gymnotidae.